Molecule: messenger RNA, 1678 nt
Organism: Thunnus maccoyii (southern bluefin tuna)
Lineage: Eukaryota; Metazoa; Chordata; Actinopteri; Scombriformes; Scombridae
Gene: tcn2
Product: transcobalamin II
Exons: 10
Coding region: 102-1382 (426 amino acids)
Biological process (GO): cobalamin transport
Molecular function (GO): cobalamin binding
Source: RefSeq, a predicted model, not a curated record
GAGUCAUGUGACAGUGAAAUACUAGAAGCUGUUGUCUCUGCUUGUUCCCUCACUUAGCUUUGAGUCUUGCCUCUGGAUUCUCUCUGAGAAGGUACUCCAGGAUGUACUCUUUGGUCAUUAUCACAGGACUACUGGCUUUUGCCUCCAGUAAGCCAUGUGGUACAGCAGGAUCCAACAGUGAGCUGCUCCUGUCACUCAAUAAGGAUCUCCUUCGCUCUCUGGAGAGGCAGGAGGGACUCCCCAAUCCCAGUGUCCACUUGGCGUUAAGACUUUCAGAUAACCACAACCUCGCCAAGGAGGGUGAACACCUGAACAAACUGAAAAGUCAUUUGCACAAUGACAUUCAAAACUCUCUCGCCAACAGCCAGUCUGUGGUUGGACAGUUGGCUCUGUACACUCUGGCUUUGAAGUCUUCCUGCUAUGACCUCAACACAAUCACCUUCACCGUCAGUGACAAGCGUGAGACGCUGCUGACACACCUGAAGAACCAGAUGGAACAAGAAAAACAGCACAUUGCAUUCAGCCACCGCCCUUUGACCAAUUAUUACCAGUACUCUCUGGGUGUGCUUGCUCUGUGUGCGAGCGGCGUCAGGGUCAACAACCAUGUCAGCAACAAGCUCAUCAAGGCAGUAGAACAUGAACACUUCAAACAUGGAGACAGCGAGAGCAUAGAUACCUAUGCCAUGGCGGGAAUGGCCCUCCAGUGUGUGAAGGAGUCUGGUUCCCAUGUGCAGAAUGCUGUUCAGCUUGACACAGCCCUCACCAAGAUCAAGCAGAAGCUCUUUGCUGGGCAAAAGCCAGAUGGUCAUAUAGGCAAUAAGUUCAGCACAGGCCUGGCAGUGCAAGCGUUAUUGGCAAUGGGGAGCCAGGUUGCAGAGUGCGCUGCUUCAAUGGAAGCCAUGAGGACAGAUGCCAGAAGCAACACAUACCACAACCCCAUGGCUAUAUCUCAGAUUCUGCCAGCUCUCCAGCAGAAAUCCUACCUGGCAGUUAAAAGCAAGGAGUGCCUCGUUGAAAAUGACUCUCUGAUGCUGGAGCCCAUGGAUACUGUGGUGGUUUUACCAAGCGAGACUAAAGUGGCCGUGACAGUGGAUGUGGUGACAUCCAGCGGGGCAACUGCUAGUUACUCUGUUAUUGUACCAAAGGGCAGCUCUCUGUUGGAGGCCCUCGAGCUCCUCAAGGAGAAACAUCCUGACUUUGUGUUUGAGACGGAAACCAGCCUGUGGGGACCUUUCUUAAGUGUGGUGAAUGGAGAGCAGGCCAGACAGAGUGACCGCAGAUACUGGCACCUCUCCUCUGGUGACACAGGGCUCACUGAGGGUAUUAGUGAUUACAAGAUUGAGGCAGCUCAGAAGAUCACCAUCAAAAACACAAGCUACUGAGAGCGAAAUCAAUCACUACUGAUGCAACAGUGAUUGAUGUAGAUCAAAAGAUUCUUGAUUUUAUUCUGUCCUUUGUUGUUUUAAGCGAUGAUUUUGCUUAAAAUGUCAGUUGCCAUUAUCUGUGAUAUCAUUGUAAUUUAGAACAAAUUGAAUAGACUUUGCUGUGAAUAUUGUAAAUGCAAAUUGUAACAGUCUUAUGUUAUGAUUAAAUUAGUGCAAAAUGUAUAUUCAAAUAUAUUACAAACUGUGAUUUUUUUAAACAAAUAAAAUGUGAUGUGAUAGGUUGUUAAAUAAAG